AUGCAGUCCUAUCUCCAGUAUCGUCGCAUCGGCCGAGCCGUGCGCAAGCAGUUUGCUGAUCAUCCGGAAUGGGGCCAGAGGGUACAAGGCGAAAGCACAGAUCCCAGCGGCAACACCAGCGAAAAUGACGAGACAGUCUGGGAGAAGAGAUCUGAAUCGCGGCCACUGGCGCUGCCCCCAGGCGUACAACGUCGAGACAUUACAGACAGCAGCGGGACGCCCUCGUCAGUCUUCCUGGUAAGCUGGGAGCAGGACCAGGAUCCCAUGAAUCCACGCAACUAUAGCAUGACAGCGCGAAUCACGGCCACCCUGAUCGUCUCCGCCCUCGCCUUCGCAGUCGGCGCCGCAUCAUCAAUCGAAUCCGCCGUGAUCCCUCAAAACGCCGCGGCCUUCAACGUCAGCGAGGUGGUCGCCUCCCUCGCAACAGGACUCUACCUUUUGGGCUUCGCCGCCGGCUCCCUGGUCUCAGGACCCUUAUCCGAAAUCCUCGGCCGCAACGCCGUCUACAUCGGCUCCCUCACCCUCUUCAUGAUCUUCAUCAUGGCCAGCGGCCUGGCCCCUAACAUCGGCGCCCAGCUCGCCUUCCGCUUCCUCGCCGGCGUCUUCGGCUGCCCACCCCUCACCUGCGCCGGCGGCACCAUCGCCGACCUCUGGAACCCGCUCGAAAAAACCCUCACCUUCCCCCUAUACGCAAUCCUCUCCUUCGGCGGCCCCGUCUUCGGCCCCGUCAUCGCCUCCUACAUGGGCCAAGGCACGCUCUCCUGGCGCUGGACCAACUGGAUCAUGCUAAUCAUGUCCGGACUCGUCAUGGGCCUCAUCCUCCUCCUCCAACCCGAAACCUACGGGCCCCUCCUCCUAAAAUGGAAAGCCGCCCAUCUGCGCCAAGUCACCGGCGACAAACGAUACCGCUCCGCCAUGGACGUACAGAAAAUCGCCCUCAUCGAACGCAUCCUCGGGGCCUGCAAACGCCAGUUCUCGCUUACGGUUCACGAGCCUAUUAUCUUGCUGAUCUCGUUGUACAUGACGGUUAUUUAUAUCGUCUUGUUUACCUUUUUCGAUGGCUAUCCGUUUAUCUUUCAGGAUGUGUAUGGUCUUAGUCAGGGGUUGACGAAUAUUGUUUGGGUGGCUAUGUAUGUGGGUAUUGCGGCGGCGGGGUUGUGGGUUCCUGUUGUUUAUGGGUGGACUAAGAGGGAGUUUGAGGCUGCUUCUUCUUCUUCUACUACUACUACAUCUGGUACUGGGGUUGUGCCGUGUGUAACGGGGAUAGAUCCAAACGUCAAUGCAGAGGGCGAACAAGGACAACAAGAACAAGAACCAGAAGGAGGUAGAGACGAACAAAAUACCAAAAAUCCCCACCCAGCAAGACCCGAAAACCGCCUCUGGUUCGCCAUGCUCGGCGCCCCAUUCAUUCCUAUCGGAUUAUUCUGGAUGGGCUGGACAGACUACGAAAAAAUCUCAAUCUGGCCCCCCAUCCUCGCCUCCACAAUCUUCGGCUUCGGAACCAUAACCGUCUUCAUCUCCAGCUACAUGUACGUAAUCGACAGCUACGACAUCUACGCCGCCUCCGCAUUAGGAUUCAUGACUGUAUCGCGAUACUGUGCCGCAGGUGGAAUGACGGUCGUCGGGAUCCCCUUUUAUCGGAAUCUGGGCGUGCAGUAUACGCUUACGAUCCUCGCUUGUAUUAGCGUGCUUAUGACGCCUGUUCCGUAUGUUUUUUGGUUUUGGGGGAGUAGGAUUAGGGGGAUGUCGAGGUUUGCUGUUUCGGGGGUUUAG
Messenger RNA from Aspergillus oryzae RIB40, 1773 nucleotides. Its product is annotated as MFS transporter. The record is from RefSeq and is a predicted model, not a curated record. Gene Ontology annotation, molecular function: transmembrane transporter activity. The transcript has 2 exons. Bases 1 to 1773 code for a protein of 590 amino acids. NCBI's taxonomy places the organism in Eukaryota, Fungi, Ascomycota, Eurotiomycetes, Eurotiales, Aspergillaceae. Gene Ontology annotation, biological process: transmembrane transport.